Cyclopterus lumpus (lumpfish) is the source of this 4848-nucleotide messenger RNA. RefSeq names its product NLR family CARD domain-containing protein 3-like. The transcript has 13 exons. Bases 174 to 3896 code for a protein of 1240 amino acids. NCBI's taxonomy places the organism in Eukaryota, Metazoa, Chordata, Actinopteri, Perciformes, Cyclopteridae. Gene Ontology annotation, molecular function: protein binding. The record is from RefSeq and is a predicted model, not a curated record.
ACUUUGUUAGUGAGGCGAUGACACCCUCCCUCUGACGAGGGAUAAGAAGCUGCGCCACUGAAGUUGAAGUGAAGCACGAAGCUCCUUUUCUACACAGACCUGCUGAGGACAGAAGAGAGCUGCACUCUGAUGAAGUCCAUGGCUAAAAGCAGGUUGUUGUGAAGGACUCUGCUAUGAGUCAGUGUGAGGACAGAGAGGAGGGAGUCCCGCCCUCUAAAACCACUCUGUGUGGGGAACAUGACAGCCGGACCAAAGCUCAGAGGAUCCAUCAGAGACCAGACUGUCCUGAACCUGAACCUGAACCUGGACCUGAACCUGGACCCAGCUGUGUGUCCAUGAAGAGUGACUGGUCUAUGGAUCGUCCUAUAAACCUCAAAGAUGGACGCCACCCUGUUGAUCAAAGUUCACAGAGAGAAAAGUCUCCUGAACCCAGCUGUGUGUCCUUGAAGAGGUAUCGGUCUAAAGACGAUGUGAAUAACUUCGGAGAUGCACGAGAUUCUUAUGACCCAGAAGAGGACCAGGAGAGCUCAGAGGUUCGCAGAGGUGUGUUUUCCCAGCAGCAUCAAACACACCUGGACUCCAUAUUUAUGCUGCUGGAGGAGAACAUCCUCACUUUUGUGAAGAACGAGCUGAAGAAGAUCCAGAAGGUUGUGAGUUCAGAUUACCCAGAAUGCUUUGACAGUCAGAGGGAGGAUGAGGAGGGGCUGGACGGUGAGGAUGAAGAGCAGAGGAGGAGCAGCAGAGAAGCAUUUCUGAAGAUCUCACUGCACUUCCUGAGGAGGAUAAAGCAGGAGGAGCUGGCUGACUGUCUGCAGAACAGACUUCUUGCUGCAGUUUGUCAGCGUGAACUCAAAUGUAACCUGAAGAAGAAGUUCCAGUGUGUGUUUGAGGGGACCUCUAAAUCAGGAAACCCAACCCCCCUGAACCAGAUCUUCACAGAGCUCUACAUCACAGAGGGAGGGACUGCAGAGGUCAAUAAGGACCAUGAGGUCAGACAGAUUGAAAUAGCAUCCAGGAAACCACACAGACCAGAAACCACCAUCAGACAAGAAGACCUCUUCAAAGCCUCGUCUGGAAGGGAGGAACCAAUCAGAACAGUGAUGACAAGGGGAGUGGCUGGCAUUGGGAAAACAGUCUUAACACAGAAGUUCACUCUGGACUGGGCUGAAGACAAAGCCAACCAGGACAUCCAGUUCACGUUUCCAUUCACGUUCAGAGAGCUGAAUGUGCUGAAAGAGAAGAAGUUCAGCUUGGUGCAACUUGUUAAUCACUUCUACACAGAAACCAAAGAAGCAGGAAUCUGCAGGUUUGAAGAGUUCCCGGUUGUGUUCAUCUUUGACGGUCUGGAUGAGUGUCGACUUCCUCUGGACUUCCACAACAAUGAGGUCCUGACUGAUGUUACAGAGUCCACCUCAGUGGAUGUGCUGCUGACAAACCUCAUCAAGGGGAAACUGCUUCCCUCUGCUCGGCUCUGGAUAACCACACGACCUGCAGCAGCCAAUCAGAUCCCUCUGGACUGUGUUGACUUGGUCACAGAGGUCAGAGGGUUCACUGACCCACAGAAGGAGGACUACUUCACAAAGAAGUUCAGAGAGGAACAGGUCAGCAGGAUCAUCUCCCACAUCAAGGCCUCCCGAAGCCUCCACAUCAUGUGCCACAUCCCAGUGUUCUGCUGGAUCACUGCUACAGUUCUGGAGGACGUGUUGAAUACCACAGAGGGAGGAAAGCUGCCCAAGACCCUGACCGAGAUGUACAUCCACUUCCUGGUGGUUCAGUCCAAAGUGAAGAAGGUCAAGUUUUAUGGAGGAGCUGAAACGGAUCCACACUGGAAUCCAAAGAGCAGGAAGAUGACGAAGUCUCUGGGAAAACUGGCUUUUGAUCAGCUGCAGAAAGGGAACCUGAUAUUCUAUGAAUCCGACCUGGCAGAGUGUGGCAUCGAUAUCAGAACAGCCUCAGUAUACUCAGGAGUGUUAACACAGAUCUUCAGAGAGGAGAGAGGACUGUACCAGGACCAGGUGUUCUGCUUCGUCCAUCUGAGUGUUCAGGAGUUUCUGGCUGCUCUUCAUGUCCAUCUGACCUCCAUCAACUCUGGUGUCAACCUGAUGUCAGAAGAACAAAAAACCUCCCUGUUGUCUAAAGUAUUUAGAGACAACCCUAAACCAAGACAUCUCUACCCGAGUGCUGUGGACAAGGCCUUACAGAGUCCAAAUGGACACCUGGACUUGUUCCUCCGCUUCCUCCUGGGUCUUUCACUGGAGACCAAUCAGACUCUCCUACGAGGUCUGCUGACACAGACAGGAAGUAGCCCACAGACCAAUCAGAGAACAGUCCAGUACAUCAAGAAGAAGAUCAGUGAGAAUGUGUCUCCAGAGAAAAGCAUCAAUCUGUUCCACUGUCUGAAUGAACUGAAUGAUGGUUCUCUGGUGGAGGAGAUCCAACAGUCCCUGAGAUCAGGAGGUCUCUCCACCGAUGAACUGUCUCCUGCUCAGUGGUCGGCUCUGGUCUUCAUCUUACUGUCAUCAGAAGAAGAUCUGGAGGUGUUUGACCUGAAGAAAUACUCUGCUUCAGAGGAGGCUCUUCUCAGGCUGCUGCCAGUGGUCAAAGCCUCCAACAAAGCUCUACUGAGUGGCUGUAACCUAUCAGAGAGAAGCUGUGAAGCUCUGUCCUCAGUCCUCAGCUCCAAGUCCUCUAGUCUGAGAGAGCUGGACCUGAGUAACAACAACCUGCGGGAUUCAGGACUGAAGCUGCUGUCUGCUGGACUGGAGAGUCCACACGGGAGACUGGAAACUCUCAGACUGAGUGGCUGUAACCUAUCAGAGAGAAGCUGUGAAGCUCUGUCCUCAGUCCUCAGCUCCAAGUCCUCUAGUCUGAGAGAGCUGGACCUGAGUAACAACAACCUGCGGGAUUCAGGACUGAAGCUGCUGUCUGCUGGACUGGAGAGUCCACACUGGAGACUGGAAACUCUCAGACUGAGUGGCUGUAACCUAUCAGAGAGAAGCUGUGAAGCUCUGUCCUCAGUCCUCAGCUCCCAGUCCUCUAGUCUGAGAGAGCUGGACCUGAGUAACAACGACCUGCGGGAUUCAGGACUGAAGCUGCUGUCUGCUGGACUGGAGAGUCCACACUGGAGACUGGAAACUCUCAGGCUGUCAGGCUGUCUGAUCACGGAGGAAGGCUUUGCUUCUCUGGCCUCAGCUCUGAGCUCCAAUCCCUCCCAUCUGAGAGAGCUGGACCUGAGCUACAAUCAUCCAGGAGACUCGGGGGUGAAGCUGCUGUCUGCUGGACUGGAGGAUCCACAAUGGAGACUGGAAACUCUCAGGGUGGAGCCUGCUGGAGUCCGAUGGUUCACACCAGGUCUGAGGAAGUAUUCCUGUGAACUCAAACUCGACACAAACACAGUAAACAGAAAGCUCAAACUGUCUGACAGCAACCGGGAGGUGACAGGUGUGAGAGAGGAUCAGUCAUAUCCUGAUCACCCAGACAGGUUUGACUACUGGCCUCAGCUGCUGUGUACAACUGGUCUGACUGGUCGCUGUUACUGGGAGGUCGAGUGGAGAGGAGACGUUUAUAUAUCAGUGAGUUACAGAGGAAUCAGUAGGAGAGGGGCCAGUGAAGACUGUUGGUUUGGAAGGAAUGAUCAGUCCUGGAGUCUGAUAUGCUCCGAUGGUGGUUACUCCGUCUGUCACAAUAAGACCGUAACAUCCUCCUCCUCCUCCUCCUCCUCCGGUAGAGUAGCAGUGUAUGUGGACUGUCCUGCUGGCUCUCUGUCCUUCUACAGAGUCUCUUCUGACAAACUGAUCCACCUCCACACCUUCAACACCACAUUCACUGAACCUCUUUAUCCUGGGUUGGGGGUCUGGUCCUGGUCUGGUUCCUCAUUGUCUCUGUGUUCUCUGUAGGAGGGAGAGUCUCCUCCUGGUAGAGAAACUUUCUCUCUGCUGUCCAGAUAGUUCAGUCUGUACAGGAUCACACACAGCUGAUGUUAGUUAGUACCAACCAGAUCUGUCAGGUGAGGGGUACCUGUGCUGGUCUGGACUCUGGGGGUUUGGGAGCUCUUUGGGACUUGUGGUGUUGCAGAUGGAUGUUCAUGUAAUUACCUGAAAUGAUCUGUUGUCUGAGAGAAGCUGUGAAACAUGUUUUACUUUGUGUAUAAAACUGAACUUUGUUGUCUUGAAACAUUUGUUUGUGUGAAGAAAAAACAACAAAUUUUUAAAGGAGAGUCUUUCUGGAUCAAAUUUAGCAUCUGUGGAAAAAUAAUUGUUGUUUUGAUUUGAACAAACUAAAUUCAUCAUUCAACAAACUUUGAUAAGUGACGUUGAGAUAAAAAAAAAAAAAUCAGUGAUUUUCAUUCAUGUAUUAAUGUGGGAUCAUAUAGCUUUAUAAUCCCGAAUGGUUUAGAUGAGUAAAUGAGAUAAUCUUAGUUUAACAUACUUUGGUCAGCGUAUAAAAUGUAAUAAGUUGACUUUACUUGAAGAAAGUCAGGAAACCGAUUGCCUCAACAUUUCUAAGUAAAGUAGCUCAAUAAUUUUAAGUUCUUAAAGCUGAAAAAAACUUUAGUUUAGGCAACUCAUGUAAUUCAAGUAAACAUUAAUAUAGUUAACUCAAAAUUAUUAAUUAGGUUAACUAUAAAAUGUAAAUUCAGACAACUCAAGGAUCACGUGUGCAUGUUCCUCACCAUGUUGUAUGUCGUAAUUUAAGUUCCAGUUAAAUACAUUUUUGUAGACUAUGGCGCAAUUAUGUGGAACUUAUUUUUUUUUUUUUUAUCCUUGUAUAUAUUAUUGGGUUAAUAAAAUCCAUAUUAUUUGCACCUUUACCUGCUCUCCCAGUUCUGUGUACUCUGGUCCUUCACAA